AUGAAGCACCCAGAACAUGACGUCUCCGUAUCAAUAUCAACCAAGGAGUUCACCUGCCCCGAGUUCAAUGUCAAAGUCAGAAACAGUGCAGUACACUGCAUAAUCCCCGGCUACCCAACCAAACGCUGGUUCGUCACCCUCAAACUCGCCCCCAUCUGCGAAUCCGAGGAAAAAUGCACGCAUUACCUCGUGAUCCUACCAAACAAUGAGUCGCAAGUAGUUGCCAGGCCCAAAUGGUGGCCUGCUUUUGUAACAUUUUUUGAUCACGGCCCACCUGUGGGCGAGGACAGCUACCUCCACUUGGAUAGUACCCCGAGAUUUUUUUGUCCACCUCCGGGCGCGGAUACAAUUCUACCCAUACAUUGGAUGAUACAGCUGAGGAUCUUCAGAGCGACGAUGGUGUAUUAUCCGCGUCCAGCAGCAGAAAGGCCGCUAUCUGGGGCUAGAACCAUCAUGGCUUGGAGGUUUGAGUAUCGUUGCCCUGCUUCGAUACGGGACUGCCCGGCGUGGAACGAUAUCCCUAUGUGGUUCGAGGAGGGAAACGAUGAGUGGGGAAGGGACAGCUCAGCUAAUCAGGCCCCUCACCACGAAUCCGAAAAGCAACAAGUUGUGGAUAUAUCGUAUCAAAUGGACGAAGAAGUUGAUCCUCCACCUGCAUAUUAUCGAGGACCCAGACCAAAGAAUCCUCCACGGAGUGAUCUUCGGAUCAGAGAUCUAUACCAUAACCUUGAAAAAAACCAUAUUGCGUGGAGGAAAGUGAGAAGCCCUUUGGCUGGUCCCGCUGACAAGAGGUGCUCCACGGAUCUGAGAGGGCGGGCGACGCGGCCCAUGGUAUACUACAUGGCAAGAUCCCCGUAUACCAACACCAAAGUCAUUAGAAAGCAGCAGCCUGGCGAGGGUACAACGCAGACUUCGCACAGCGCUAGCAUAUCUGGAAGCCGAUAUCCAAACUUGUUGGAUGGAGGAUCGGGGAGUCAUGAACGAGUCGCCCCCAGCCCCUACGAGGAGGCCUCGACCCCCCUCUAUCGUCUUAUAAGAAGACAUAAUAUAACCGUGGAAACGCUGAACUUCUUCCUGAGGGGAGAGAAGGAUAUCAGUCGGGCGGACAUGUUUGGCAAAGAACGUUGGCUCGAUAUCCCUGGACUACCUCCUUCGCCCGUGUGUGAGUACUUGACAGACCCGGAGCUAUUUUAUACACAUAGCAUGCUAGAAUUUCACGAGAUGAAUGAAAGGGAUAGAUUUAGAACCCUCCCUCGUGUUCUUACGACCGAAGAGGCGGAGGAACUCGAAAAAUACAGGAAAGCCGUACGAUGCUCUCUUGAGAACCCUGUAUCAUGUCUAUUGAUCCUGUCUUGGAAGGACGGUGAUGCGAAGAGCAAGGGAAAGGGGCACAGUUUGUAA
Morchella sextelata is the source of this 1401-nucleotide messenger RNA. RefSeq lists its product as uncharacterized. The transcript has 7 exons. Lineage: Eukaryota; Fungi; Ascomycota; Pezizomycetes; Pezizales; Morchellaceae. The record is from RefSeq and is a predicted model, not a curated record. Bases 1 to 1401 code for a protein of 466 amino acids.